Molecule: messenger RNA, 639 nt
Organism: Pseudopipra pipra
Lineage: Eukaryota; Metazoa; Chordata; Aves; Passeriformes; Pipridae
Product: avidin-like
Exons: 4
Coding region: 86-535 (149 amino acids)
Molecular function (GO): biotin binding
Source: RefSeq, a predicted model, not a curated record
AUAAAAAGGAGAAGGAGCAGGAGCAUUGGCAGAGUCCUGCAAGGAGCACCUCCCCAGGUACAUCAGCUGUCUGCCUGCUGCAGAGAUGGUGCAAGCAACUGUCUUCCUCCUGGUGCUCAGCCUGGCCCUGGGGGCUCACAGCCUCCCUCCAAAAAAGUGCAACCUGAUCGGGCACUGGGUCAAUGAUCUGGGCUCCAACAUGAGCAUCUCAGCUGUGAAUGGAGAUGGUGUCUUCUCCGGCUCCUACCUCACGGCUGUGUCAGCCACCACGAACGAGAUCAAGGUGUCACCCCUGCAAGGAACUCUGCAACGCAAAAACCAGAAGGGCCAGCCCACCUUUGGCUUCACCGUCAACUGGAGCUUUUCAGACUCCAUCACCGUUUUCACGGGACAAUGCUUCGUGGACAAGGAUGGAAAGGAGACUUUGAGGACCAUGUGGCUUCUGCGGUCACGCAUGGACAACAUUGAAAACGACUGGAAAGCCACCAGGGUUGGCACCAACAUCUUCACCCGUGUGCAGCCACAGAAGGAGUGAGAAGGGCAGCAGGGGCGUUCCCAGGCUGGCAGCAACACUGGGGGGGAAGCCCCCACUCCUGCCCCACCACUUGUUUCUCCCAAUAAAGCUUUGUUGCAAAUCUC